Molecule: messenger RNA, 840 nt
Organism: Penaeus indicus
Lineage: Eukaryota; Metazoa; Arthropoda; Malacostraca; Decapoda; Penaeidae
Exons: 6
Coding region: 1-771 (256 amino acids)
Molecular function (GO): odorant binding
Source: RefSeq, a predicted model, not a curated record
AUGCUUCGUCUCGUAGUCCUGUUGACCGCUGUCUGCGCCGUCCUUGGAGGCAGCUUCGAAACGAAGUAUGGAUACUCGAAGGUGAUGACAAACUGCUUUGGUGAAGACCUCUACUAUGGAUGGUAUAAGCAGGUGUUCAAGGCGAUGAAGGAAUGCUACGGGAAGGAAACGGUUCUUCCCAUGCAUGGUGCUUCUGAUAUGGAGGAUGAGAGCGAAGAGAAUUAUGGCAACCAGCCCGUGUUCGUCAUCCUGAACGCUGAAGAGCAAGGUCAGAAGUUCCCCCUGCGGUUCGCCUUUGCGCAACGACAGAAACGUGAAGCCCUGUACGAUGCUCCUGUUCUGAAGAAAAUGGUGUCGAAGAUGAAGGCAAAGAUUGGUAACUUCACGUGCGUUAUGAAGAAAAUGAACUAUGUGGAUGAGGACUUCAACAUUGAGUAUGACAACAUGAAGAAAGAAAUUCAAGACUUAGGCCUCGAGGAUGAACUGGCGGAUGAUUUGAUGGAGGGAAUAGAUAUCUGCAAAGACUUCACGCAAUGCCUUCCCACCGGCACGUCUCCAAUGCCCAUGAAAUUGCAGAAAAUGCUUGCCUUCCUCAAGUGCGACAAGGAGGCCCGCUUCAGCAUCUGCACGAAGCAUGACUUCAUGAAAAAACUGGACUAUUUCGACACGUCCGCCAUCCUGGAGGAGGGCGAAGGCGACGACGAGGCAGCAGAAAAGCUCAUCCAUAUCAUGUGGGGCCUCGAGGCCAGCGAUGACUUCCAGCUCUACUGAAGGGGCCCCUCGGGGUCGGAGGGAGACGCGAAACAGGUGUUUGUGGGACGUCUAUGAAAUAUUGUCACA